Molecule: messenger RNA, 1356 nt
Organism: Pseudoliparis swirei
Lineage: Eukaryota; Metazoa; Chordata; Actinopteri; Perciformes; Liparidae
Product: keratin, type I cytoskeletal 13-like
Exons: 7
Coding region: 50-1255 (401 amino acids)
Molecular function (GO): structural molecule activity
Source: RefSeq, a predicted model, not a curated record
UUAGUCCAUCUUAUUCUCUCCCACGCAAACCUCCCGAGCAGUCUUCAUCAUGUCGAGCGGUUAUUCCAUGUCUCGAUCCAACUAUUCUGGAAGCCCUGGAAUGUCUGGUAGAUCCUCUGGUGGAGGCUAUUUUGGAGGCCAUGCGCCGCGGUCUUCUUAUGCUUCGAGCAUGCAUGGUGGUGCAGGUGGAUCGAGAAUCUCUGUUUCCUCUGCCAAUUUAGUUUCCUCGGGUUAUGGCGGCGGAGGUGGUUAUGGCAUGGGAGGGGGAGCGGGUGGAGGCUUCGGCGGAGGUGGUGACAGCCAUGUUGGGGUCAAUGGGAAGGCCACCAUGCAGAACCUGAACGACCGUCUGUCCAACUACCUGGAGAACGUGCGCAGCCUUGAAUCGGCCAACGGUGAGCUGGAGUUAAAAAUCCGACAGUUCUUGGAGAGUAAGAGCUCCUCCGGGUCACGUGACUACUCUGCCUACGAGGCCACCAUUGCUGACCUGCACGGAAAGAUCCAGGAUGCCACCCGUACCAAUGGAGGCAUCUAUCUGUCCAUUGACAACGCAAAACUGGCAGCAGACGACUUCAGAACCAAGUAUGAGAACGAGCUCGCCAUGCGUCAAUCGGUAGAGGCAGACAUCUCUGGUCUCAGGAGACUGUUGGAUGAGCUGACACUGGCCAGAUCAGACCUGGAGAUGCAGAUAGAAGGCCUCAAGGAGGAGCUGAUCUUCCUCAAAAAGAACCACGAGGAGGAAUUGGCAGCCAUGAGAAGCCAGAUGAGUGGACAGAUCAAUGUGGAGGUGGAGGCAAAACAACAGCCAGACCUGAGCGCCAUUAUGGAUGAAGUGCGUGGGCAAUAUGAGACUCUGACCGCCAAUAACCAAAAAGAGCUGGAUGUCUGGUUCCAAACACAGUCAGAGUCGCUGAACAAGGAGGUGGCCGUCAACACACAAAGCCUCAACACAUUCAAGUCAGAAAUCUCUGAGCUCCGUCGCACCCUGCAGGGUCUGGAGAUCGAGCUUCAGUCUCAACUCAGCAUGAAAGCGGCCCUGGAGGGCACCUUAGCUGAGACAGAGGCACGGUAUUCCAUGCAGCUCCAGGGCCAACAGAUGAUGGUGACGGGUCUGGAGGAACAGCUGACCCAGCUGCGAGGUGACAUGGAGCGACAGGGCCAAGAAUACAAAAUGCUGUUCCACAUCAAGACACGGCUGGAAAUGGAGAUUGCAGAAUACAGGAGGCUGCUGGACGGAGAGAGCAGUUCCACUUAAGUUGUCUCCUGACACCUGAUGACCACAAGCCACACUUCAAUUAUCACUCAAGUACUUCCUUCCACACAUGUGAAUGCAAUAAAAGGCUGUGGUUUGCUGAC